Scutellospora calospora is the source of this 205-nucleotide messenger RNA. Lineage: Eukaryota; Fungi; Glomeromycota; Glomeromycetes; Diversisporales; Gigasporaceae. The record is from the annotation of a GenBank genome assembly.
AUGUGUGAUUCUAACUGGUGGAGAAACAUUGAACAAAAUAUUCCAUUGGGGGCACAUGUUAUGCCAAUCAUUCUCUAUUCAGACGCUACUCUUUGUGAUUAUUUAGGCAAGGCAUCGAGACAUCCUGUAUUUAUGACACUUGAAAAUAUUCUCUUAGCUCAUCGUAACAAGGUUGAUACCAAAAUUUUACUUGGUUAUAUUCCAA